Molecule: messenger RNA, 2495 nt
Organism: Jatropha curcas
Lineage: Eukaryota; Viridiplantae; Streptophyta; Magnoliopsida; Malpighiales; Euphorbiaceae
Biological process (GO): mRNA destabilization
Cellular component (GO): cytoplasm
Molecular function (GO): mRNA binding
Source: RefSeq, a predicted model, not a curated record
GCGAGCGAGCAGGUGGACAAGUAAGGUUGAGCCAACUGGGCAGCGAAAUGUGAAGUUGCAGUUAUGUUUGCAUCUGCCGUAGCGCUACUCAUCACUCCCAAUGCUUCUCUUUUUCUUGCCUCAAAACGCGACCAGCACAGCACAGUUUUCUGCUUCUUCUAAUUUCUAUCGACUCCACACCCUAAAACCACGCCUCCUUAUACCUUCACUUGUCAAACACUAAACUGUAAUCCACAAAAAUACACGAAACCGAAAUUCUUUUUUAAGCUUUUCUCUCUCUAUUAUCGUCUUUACUCGUUCCUAUAACGACACUCAACUCGUGAUCGCUUAACCUUCUUCACUGGUAUUUGCAGGAGGCUGGAGCUUUUAGCCAUUUUUAUUAUCAAUACAAGAAAUUUUUGGUCUUAACAUGUCGAAGGAUCAGGUACCUUCUCUGGCAAUAGAGGGAAAUGUGGUUGAUUCUUCUCGGGCUGCUAUUGCUAUUGGUUCUCUAAGGGUUGAUGCCUCACACAAUGCUUGUCCCUCUCAGACACAGUCAAUCUAUCAUGCAGGUAAUGGGAAUAUGGUUGGUACAUGGGACACAUGUCUUCCGGAUGUUAAUGCUGAAGGCUUGGAAAGUAGUUCUUAUGGUGUCUACACUGAUUCGUCAUCACUUCCAUUUCAUGGUUAUGGUGGAUACACUCCCCAAAUGCCGCAAAGGCCAUAUCCCUCAUUUGCGACACCACCUCAGCCUGUAAAUUGUCAUGGCCAACUACUUAAUGUCCGAGAGUUGCCAAAUUCAGAGCCACCUUACUACCAGCAACUCAUUUCACCAAACAUUCCAAAUAUUUCUUCACAAACCUCAGUAUCUCUUGCUAAGCUGCCAGUUAACAUUAAUCCCCAAGGUGAUGGCAACAGAUUUGAGCCUCAACCAGGUUAUCUGCCUUCACUGGGAUCCUUUGGCAGAGGAAGCAACUUUUCAGGAGAAUCUGGAGGCUUUAAAUUUUUACAACAAGGAUAUGAUGGCUUUGAAAAUAGUGGGUUGUGGUCAGAUUGGUCAAAACCUGGAAUUGGGAAGGGUUCUUUUGCGCAUUUGUCGUCAUCAACAGCUGGUCCAAAACCAAUUGGUUCACUAGGUUUGUCUGUGAACCAUUUUGGAAUGGAUUCCCCAAAAAAAGAAUCAUUUUAUGGGUUUGGAUCUCGUUUGGGCUCCACCUAUAAAAGCUAUCCUCAAGGUCAAAAUAAUCGGAACUCUGGCUAUGAUGUUGUUUCCUCAUCUAUGUUUGGAAUGAGUGGGCAGAGCUGGCCCACACUUCAUGAAGCAAAACAGGGGGGAAGGUGCAAUGACUUCUCAUGCAAUUGUAAUAUUGCACUUGAUACAUUAAGUGAGCGAAAUAGAGGACCUAGGGCAUUCAAGCCGAGAGGUCCAGCAGCAGCGAAUGGUUCAGUGACUGAUAAUCAUAGGAAUGCAGUUUCUGACAUUUGUAAUGAGUCCUACAAUCGCCUAGAUUUUGUCACUGACUACAAGGACGCAAAGUUCUUUGUUAUAAAAUCUUACAGUGAAGAUAAUGUUCAUAAGAGCAUAAAGUAUAGUGUUUGGGCAAGCACUCCAAAUGGAAAUAAAAAAUUAGAUGCUGCUUAUCAUGAGGCAAUUGAGAAGCAUGGGGCAUGUCCUGUCUUUCUAUUAUUUUCGGUGAAUGCAAGUGCCCAGUUUUGUGGAGUGGCUGAGAUGGUUGGGCCUGUGGACUUCGACAAAAGUGUGGAUUAUUGGCAGCAGGAUAAGUGGUCUGGACAGUUUCCUGUCAAGUGGCACAUUAUUAAAGAUGUACCUAACAACCAGUUUCGUCAUAUUGUGCUUGAAAAUAAUGAUAACAAGCCAGUCACUAACAGUAGAGAUACACAAGAGGUGGAACUCGAACACGGUGUUGAGAUGUUAAAGAUAUUUAAAAAUUAUGAAAGCCAUUCAUCCAUCCUAGACGACUUCCAUUUUUAUGAAGAGAGGCAGAAAGCAAUGCAAGCAAGGAAGUCAAGGCAGCAUCAACAAGCAACUCUAGUGUCUAGUCCAGUGAUUGGAGAUAAUGAACAAACUCCUGUUUCAAUUUCUAAUGCUUUCAUACAGAACAUGUCUAAGAGCUUUGCUGAAGCUGUUUCUCUGAAGGAGACCGAAACAAAGUUGUCUAUGUCACAUCUGCCUCACGGGGCCAUGGGAGUCCAACACGAAAACAGAAGCUGACAGAUAGCUUAUUCAACUAAUCGGAUAGGUAGGAAAUUUCUUUUAGAUGUCUCGACCGCAGAAAGUUUAAACUUGAUGGUGGCUCUUUUCAUUCUCCGGUUCUAUUUAUUUGAUUUUAUUUACAUUUGAAUCUACAUGGAGAUUAUAUGUGGAUUGUUUCAUAAGAUUGAAGAUGUUGGCAAAGUUACAUAUGAUAUUCGUGUUUGUGCUUUACUUCCAUUGAUUAUUUUGUUGAACCCAUAUUUGUGAUUAAUGUAGGGAUUGUGUCGUGGUUCAUGUGUUA